This is a messenger RNA of Cornus florida, 1790 nucleotides long. RefSeq lists its product as uncharacterized. The coding region runs from base 590 to 1543 and encodes 317 amino acids. NCBI's taxonomy places the organism in Eukaryota, Viridiplantae, Streptophyta, Magnoliopsida, Cornales, Cornaceae. The transcript is spliced from 5 exons. The record is from RefSeq and is a predicted model, not a curated record.
UUUACCAUCAUUCCAUCGUCCAAAUUCUAUAUGUUCCUUCGUGCCGAAGGAUUUGGAAAUAUUUCUUCUAGUCAUUACGAUCACAACAAUCUGCUUCGACACUCCGCGCAGCCUCCGCUAUCGCCUCAGUGGGUGUUCAAAGUUUUUACGAAGUUGAAGACUUGGCUAAAGGGUUUUUGGUUACACAAUGAAACAAAGACGACUGAACUCCAAAUUUGCACUUAGGAAGUGUAAAGGGAGGAGUAAUCACUCUGAAGAUCGGAUCAGUCAGUUGCCGGAUGAAAUUCUUAUUUGCAUCCUCUCUUGCUUGCCAAUGAAAGAGGCGGCAAGAACUAGUGUAGUCUCAAGUAGAUGGAAAGAGUUGUGGACAUAUACAACUGGUACUUUUAAUUUUGAGGCUUUGAAGUUAUUGCGGAAACUUUGAAGGAAAGGAAAUUGGAAAAUAUUAGGGGUGGAGAGGGCUAACUAUAUAAGUUGGGUGAAUCGGGUCUUGAACUCACACAAGGGUGCAACCCUGGAUGAAUUCAGAAUUCACUUUGAUUUGGAUUCUAGUUCUACAUCUGAUAUUGAUAAUUGGGUUCACUUUGCAAUGGAGAAGAGAGUUCAAAGGCUUGAGUUGAAUCUUAAACGAUUACAUAGUAAUAUUCCGGAAGGGCAUUACAAUUUAUCAUCUAUGCGGUCCCUGGAUUUUUCGAGACUUGAAUCACUAACUGCAAUCCGUUUCACGUAUGUGGAUGUGACUGCAGAAUGCCUUGAAUGUUUUUUAGCAAGCUGUCCAUUUCUUGAAGAAGUAUCUGUUGAUAACUCGGCUUGUCUAGUCAAUGUUAAAGUUUAUGGUCAAUCGCUCAAGCAUUUGAAAAUAGCGUACUGUUGGUUUUUGGAAGACAUUGAGAUUUCUGCGAAAAGUCUGGUGUCACUUGAAUAUUUUGGUCACCAAAUAAACUUGUGUUUCAAGAGUGCAUGCCAUCUUUCUAAACUAAACCUGGGGGGUCAGUUUUGCAAGUUUAUGAAAUUUUCCCAGUUUUCAAGCUAUACCUCUCAGCUGCAAACACUUGUAUUGAAGUUGGAUUACGAGGUAUUUGAUAACUUCCCCAAAUUUCCUGAAUUAAGGAAUCUAAAGCAUUUGACAUUGAAGGUGUAUCCAUACCGUAUCAGGAGCUUCCUUCCUUGCAUUUCUCUCAUAGAGGCAGCUCCUUGUUUGUAUAGAUUUUGUCUCGAGGUUUUUUAUGGGAAUAUUGAUUGUCCUGGCCGCUACUCUUUGCAAGGGAAGGUGGUACAAGGAAGGGCUGAGAAACGUCUGCUCAAAUGUCCCAAGGUGGUAGAAUUGGUUGGAUUUACUGGCUGUGAGGUUGAUGUUGAGCUCGCCAUGUACUUAUUUGAGAAUUUUGUCUCGCUAGAGAAGAUAAAUAUUGAUACACGCCCACCGUAUUUGAUAGGAGCUGAAAAUGAGAAUGUGGAAGAUGAGAAUCGACUAGCGGCGAAAAUGUGUGCUAUGGGACUGCAAUCAAAAUUACCUCGAGGGGUUGAACUAAUGAUAAUAUGAAGAUUUUGUGGAGGGCUGCCCAUGUAACAUUAGAUGGCAAUUUGUGCUUUGUAAUAUUUAAUUAAAGAUGUAAUGCUACAAUGUCUGGGUUUAAAAUAGAGGACAGGCCCCUCUUUUAACUGUUGUGAUGUUGUAUGUUGGAAAAAUGAUGAGAAGUUGUUAUAACUUGUAUAUCAUGUGUAAUAAAGUAUUUGAAAAAUCAUUUUUCAUUUAAAUAGGUAAGCAACUCGCACACUUUGUGUUCCAA